CCCAGCCCAGACGGUCCCUGUGGUCCCAGUGAGCCCAGUGCGGGGUCCCCGCAGAACCAGCCCCCCGGGGCUCCCCAGCGCACCCCCGGUCCCGCCGCGCUCGCUCUGAAGCAAGAGCAGGACGGCCGAGCUGUCACCGCCACUCCGCGCAGGACCCACUCCCGGGGUGGCUUUGCCGGGGUGAUCUGGGGGUGCUGGGGGGGCUGACCCCAUUCCCGGAGCCGGGCUGGGCUGGGACAGGUCGGGGCUCGUCUCUCCCGCCCCGUCCCGGCAUCCGCGGCCGCCGCCCUCGCCGGGCCCCGCCGGCCGGGCAAGCCGGGACCGGAGCGGGACAGCCCGGGCAGCCUCCGCCUGCGCCUGGAUCCGGGCACGGGCUGCGGUGCGGCUCCCUGCCCCAGCCCCGGGGGACACGGGCUGUGACAAUCCAGGGCUCUGUCCAGCGCUCGCUGCGUGCCUCAGUUUCCCCGGUCAGCCAGGGAGCGGGGCUGUGGGGGGGGAGCUUGGCACAGCGGUUUUCACCGAAUCUUCGGGUGUUUAUUCGGCAGCCUGGCCGGCUCGGCCCCGCAGGGAAUUAAUCCCCGGCCGCAGAGGGGAUUACUGGGGACCGGGGGCUGCUUGAGCUCCCAAAGAGGAUUAAGCAGAGGACGGGAACGUGGGGAUGGGCAGCGAGAGCCCCGGGGCACCGCCGGCCUCUGGGGGGGACAGGGGGACAGUCCUGGGGACAGGGACCCGGCUGGGUGCAGACACGGGCAGGGCAGCCCCGGGCUCGGGGGGACUGGGAGUGUGCCCUGAACUGGUGACACUGGGAGCCGUGAUUUCGUGCUGGUGACACCGGGAGUCGUGUCCUGUCCUGGUGACACCGGGAGCUGUGUCCUGUCCUGGUGUCACUGGGAGAUGUGGCUUCGUGCUGGUGCCACCGUGUCCUGUACUGGUGGCUACUGGGAGCUGUGGUUUUGUGCUGGUGGAACUGGGAGCAGUGUCCUGUACUGGUGUCACCGGCAGCUGUGAUUUCGCGCUGGUGCCACCGUGUCCUGUCCUGGUGGCUACUGGGAGCUGAAGUCCAGGAGCACGGGAGGCACUGGGAGCGCCGGGGCAGAGUUCACUGGGCGUGCUGGGAGCUGUGAGCGCGGUACUGGCUGGCUGCGGCAGCAUGGGGGGGAUGCUGGCGCUGCCCCCGGGGCAGGGACCCCACCAGGUGGGCUGCACGGAUGUCAUGGUGGGCCACACGCGGCAGGGGCUUUUCCUCCGCCUCUUCUACCCGUGCCUGCCCCGGGCAGGGGCCACGGAGCCGCUCUGGGUGCCUCGCCCCGAGUACUGCGGGGGCCUGGCCGAUGUCACCCUGGGUCGCCGCUGGUGCUCCGCCCUGCUCGGCGUCGCCAUCGGCUCCUGCAAAGUCCCGGUGAGCUGGAACGGGCCCCUCAAGCCCCGCAGCAGCGGGUACCCCCUGAUCAUCUUCUCCCACGGCCUGGGGGCCUUUCGGACCUUGUACUCUUCCAUCUGCACGGAGCUGGCGUCCUGGGGCUUCGUGGUGGCAGCGCUGGAGCACAGGGACCACUCUGCUGCCACCACCUAUUUCUGCCCGGCAGAGGCUGGCACGGAGGAGUGGAUCCCCUUCCAGAGGGUGCCCCAAGGGCAGAAGGAGUUUUAUUUCCGAAACAAGCAGGUUCACCUGAGAGCUCAGGAGUGCGUGCGGGCGCUGCGGCUCUUCCAGAGCAUCGCCGGCGGCAGAUCUGUCCCCAGCAUCCUCCCCCAGGACUGGGAUCUCUCCGUGCUGAAGGACAACCUUGAUCUGAGCAAAGUGGCCGUCAUGGGCCAUUCCUUCGGGGGGGUGACAGCGGUGCUGGCCUUGGUGAAGGAGCCCAGCUUCAGGUGUGCUGUGGCUCUGGAUGCCUGGAUGUUCCCUCUGGAGAAGCUGCUGUACCCGGAGGUGCCCAGUCCUGUGCUCUUCAUCAACACCGAGAAGUUCCAGACCCCGGAGAGCGUGGCCAAGAUGAAGGGGCUGAGCUCCAGGAACAGCCAGACGAGGAUUGUGACCGUGCUGGGAACCGUGCACGAGGACCAGACCGACUUUGCCUUCCUCCCUGGGAAGCUCUUCAGCCUCAUCUUCGGCAGGAGGGGCACGCUGGAGCCCCGCAGGGCUCUGGCCAUCAGCAGCCAGGCAGCUCUGGCCUUCCUGCACAGGCACCUGAAGCUGCAGGAGCAGUUUGGGCAGUGGGACGAGCUCCUGGAAGGCGUUGGGGACUCGGUGGCUCCGGCUGCGCCGUUCGGCCGCUCGCGCCUGUAGCUGCUCCGAGGGCUCUGCUGGCAGCUGGGGAGUGACAGAGAGACAGAGUGACAGCGUGACAGAGUGACUCCUCCUUGCCAGGAAGGGCAGGAGGAGCCCUGAGCCCAGCAGGACCUGGGCACAGCGCUGGUGUGCCCGAGGUGCUCAGGGGAUGUGCCAGCAGAGCCCUCCCUGCUCGUGUGCCUGCCCUGAGGGCUGAGGGAAUAAAAUCCCCAGGGAUAAAAACCGA
Passer montanus (Eurasian tree sparrow) is the source of this 2513-nucleotide messenger RNA. It is a transcript of the gene PAFAH2, whose product is annotated as platelet activating factor acetylhydrolase 2. Lineage: Eukaryota; Metazoa; Chordata; Aves; Passeriformes; Passeridae. The coding region runs from base 1151 to 2284 and encodes 377 amino acids. The transcript has 11 exons. The record is from RefSeq and is a predicted model, not a curated record. Gene Ontology annotation, molecular function: 1-alkyl-2-acetylglycerophosphocholine esterase activity.